Messenger RNA from Haliotis rufescens (red abalone), 2036 nucleotides. RefSeq lists its product as uncharacterized. The record is from RefSeq and is a predicted model, not a curated record. The coding region runs from base 207 to 1886 and encodes 559 amino acids. NCBI's taxonomy places the organism in Eukaryota, Metazoa, Mollusca, Gastropoda, Lepetellida, Haliotidae. The transcript is spliced from 7 exons.
UCCUGUUCGCCCACUUAAUACCGACUUGUAUAAUCACUUGGUUUGUCGGUAACACGUGUUGUAGCUUCCUGCUCUCUUCACCUUCUACUAGGGAGAUGUAGACCUUCGUUCUGUAUCCAUAUCACAACAAACGCCUUCCCAGACGAAUAAAGACCUUUGAAGGAAAGUGAUAAAGUGUGAUAGCUUCUCUGCAAACAACACUCAAGAUGAACGUCUCCACAACUGCUCUACUUCUUAUGCUGGCAGGUGCAGUUCAGUGCCUUGAGCUGAAGUAUCUGAUGAUGCUGCCGAUGAGUGUGGAGCAUGAGUUCCAUGUCAAAUACUUUGCAUCAAAAAGUGUCGAUGCUGUGGUUCGGAUGCCUGGUUUUAACACCACCCUUUACCCCAACAAACAAGGCGUAUUCAGAAUAACUGGAAAUCAAUCUUAUCUGGUCGGAGGCAAAGAAAAUAAAGCACUCAUACUGACUCUUACCACGAAUGAUGAUGUCGUUAUUGGACCUUUUGAAGCCACGGUCAUGUGCUCCGCCCAUUGGGCAGAAUACUAUGCAUAUCUGGCUCUGCCAAUCUCUGCCCUAGGAACACAUUACAUCAUCUCAACAUAUACACCAGGAGAUGAAGGAAGUGCUCAAAUGGUAAUUACCGCAUCUGAGCACGACACUGAUGUGACCAUCACAUUGGAGUCCUCUAAACCUGUCACAGUUCUUGAUAAUACUUACAGCAAGGGGCAGAUGAUUCAGUUUACCUUAAACCAGUACCAGUCCUUGUCCUUUGAGGCAGAUUCAGAUAUUACUGGAACCGUAGUCCGCAGCUCCAAGACUGUAGCAGUGUUUUCUGGGAACUUCAGAGCUCGGUUUCCUUUCGACGCACUUUUCAAAAAUAUGAGAGACCCAACGUUUGAGCAACUUCCCCCCGUGUCACUGUUAGGUCAAAUAUAUGUGGUUCCCAAAAUACCCUUUUGUGUUUACCAAGAAGCUAAAUUCAUCGCUGCCUAUGAAGCCACUGUGCUUCAUUUAUCAACAGAGGCUGAAAAUAUCACCCUAGGAGAGACCGAUCAGGCCUCAUUAGAAGUUAAACAGAGUCUCUAUCUUCUGUCCAGCAAACCUGUUCUUGUCACCACAAUGUGUCGAGGAAAAACAGGUAAUAACCCGACGUCUUUGACAUUCGUACCUCCGGUUGAGCGAUAUAAGAAGCUGUAUCCUGUUCCAAGUCCACAUGCCAACGAAGUAACACAAUACCUGACAAUCAUUGCCUGCUAUGCUGACAAAACUGGAUUAAUUGUAGACAAGAACCUCCUUUCAUUGGAGAAACCUCAUUGGGAAAGAAUUGGAAACUUUGCCAUCACCACUGUGGCUAAGCCCAAUGGACAGUACGUCGUUGAAGCAGACUCACCCUUUGCGUUGAUGAGCUUGGUGUACGAAACAGGUGUAUCGGUCUCCACAAGUCAGCUGUGUUUAGGGUUCGACCUGGAACAAACCCUCGACAGUUUCUGUUCUGUGUCUCUUCCAUCACCAAGAGGUACCACUACAGUACAAGUCAGUUCUUCAUACAAGCCCACGACAGAAACGCCAACGAAAGAAACGCCCACGAACGACACGUCAAUGACUACAUAUACUGUUAUACCGGUUGUCGUUGCUGCUGUUGCUGUUGUAGCUAUUGUCCUUUUGGUUGUCAUCAUAAUCAAAAAGAGAAGCACAAGAUCAACUUCCGGUGAAAAUCAUUUGACAGAUUCCCUUUACUCAUCCAUCUACACCGUUUCACAGCCUGAUGACCAAUAUAAUAGUGUACCUGCAGACUCGGGCAUUUCCUCAGGAACAAACUCCGAGACCUACAUACGCGUUGUUCAUUAUCCGACAGAUGGCGUUACAGCUGUGGAUGGAAAUGUGUAAUCUAUAUAUAUCUACAUCUAAACAUGGUGACACACUCUGUGUAGGUGUGUUUGUGUUAGUGUUAGUGUUAGUGUGUGUUAGUGUUAGUGUGUGUUAGUGUGUGUUAGUGUUAGUGUGUGUUAGUGUUAGUGUUAGUGUGUGUUAGUGUUA